This is a messenger RNA of Adineta ricciae, 14274 nucleotides long. Lineage: Eukaryota; Metazoa; Rotifera; Eurotatoria; Adinetida; Adinetidae. The record is from the annotation of a GenBank genome assembly.
AUGUUAGAUGACUUUCGUUUGGAAUGGCUUUGUCGUCGAACGUGUCAUAUGUUGAAUAUUGAAAGAUCGAUAUUCGUCGGUAUGUUAGAACGAAAUAAUGGUUUCAAUGAAGAUUUAAUUGAUGAAUUUCUUCAUUCGGAUGCGAUGAUACGUGAAAGAUUGUAUGCACUGAUCUUUUAUCGUGAAGAUUCAAGAAGAGAAGUAUGGCAGAUGUUUGAAACUCUCGAUGAUGAUGAUGAUGUCGACGAGUUUGGUGUGAAAGACGAAGAUGAGAAUGAACAACAAAUAGUUUUGACUAUCAAUGAACCCGUUGACGCAGAAACUGAAUAUCCAAUGGAUUAUGUUUUCAACAAUGCUCGUUCGUCUACCCAUGAUACAAAUGAUCUACUGUAUGAAAAUCUGCGAAGUCUCCAGCGUCUUCUCGUGGUCAAUCAGUACGAUAAUAAACAUUACCAUUUCGCAUUAAAAUCGUACCAUGAAGCGCGUCUCUACUGUGAAUAUCGGCAUUACCAUAACAUCGUCUCGAUGAAAAUGUCGUUUGUUUACUUCAUUCGAAUCGAUUCCCAACAAUCUUUACUUCAAUCAUCAACUUUCGAUGAAAUGAAUGCGAUUAUGAACGCGACGAUUAUCGAAGGAACCGUUUCCGAACAGCAUUCACUUGAAUCUUUAGUAGAGAUAUUGUCUUUAGUUUAUAAUCAUUUACUUCCAUCAGUCAUGGAUCAACCGUCGUCAGUAUUCUCUUCGAUUGAAGAUACUUCCGAGCGUGAUCAAUUACGUGUGAGUUUGAAUCGAUUUUGUUCACAGAUUCAAUCGACCGUACGUCAGAUGCAAGGCGAAUUCACAUUAACUAUUCCAACGAAGAGUUUAUCUAUGUCUGGUGAUGAAACAGAAGAAGAAUAUAUUGAAAAUCUGGAAUAUCUGCUCUAUGAUUGGGAGGGCAUCUUACACGAAGAAUUGAACAAUGAAUUAAAUAGACGCGUAAUACAAACGACUCCUCUCGCUGAAAUCGAAUUUUGGCAUGAGAGAUCUGUUCGAAUCACUUCAAUCUUAGAACAGAUGAAACGAGACGACGUCAUGAGAAUUAUACACAUGCUAACCGAUCUCGAUAGUCCUUCAGUUGCUGGAUUCGAUAGCAUAAAAAGUCAACUGCAGAAUUACCUAUUAGAAGCCAUGGAUAACUACAAAUUUCUUCUGACUAUUGAAAGACAUUUGAAAAUUUUACAAACGGCGAAGUCCUUCCAAACUGUUAGUCAUAUGUUGCCAAAUUUAAUGCAAGGCUUAAAAACGAUUUGGACCAUGUCGAAACACUACAAUAAAGAUGAACGGUUCGUUCCAUUUAUGGAAAAGAUAGCUGAUGAGAUAAUUAAUCGUGUUCGACAGACAAUCGACUUAUCAACACUGUUUGCAUCGAACUCAUUGACAGAAAUUGAACAUCUCUGUUCCCAAGCUAAACAGUUGUUACUACAAUGGAAAACAGAAUAUCAAAAUGUUCGAGUCAAACUCGAGAAUGAUAAACGUGGAUUUUCAAGUUGGAAUUUUGAUCAUCGAAUACUUUUCGAUAAGACUGAUUAUAUGUCACAGAUCGUUGAUGAUAUAAUCCAAAUGUCAUUGAAUUUAAAGGAAUUUUAUGACACCUUUAGUUCUGAUAUGAAAGCGGUAACAGGCGACGAACAAAUGGUUGAUCGUGUCCUUCAGCAUGUGACCAAUCUGAAAAAAUCCUUUACGUCAUGUCAGUUUGAUAUAUUCAACCGUGAGAAUGCUCACCGAUGGCGUUUGUUUAUGGAUGAUUUUAAACACCGCUCGUCAGUGAUUGAGCAAGAAGCGAAAGUUUUCAUACGUGUGUCAUUCAAUCAACUUCGUUCAGCUGAAACAGCAUUGGAUAUGUUAAUGAAAUUUCAACGGAUUGACACAAAUCAUGUACUGGCACAUGAAAUGAUGCGACAAUUUACAGCUAUUCUUUCGAAAUAUUCCAAAGAAAUCGAUACCAUGGUCGAUUUGUUCAACAAACAAAAAGACAAUCCGCCACUAGUCAAAGGGUAUCCGCCAGUUUCGGGUGCUAUCCAGUGGGCUCGUUUUCUAUUUACUCGGAUAAAGCUGCCAAUGAUAAAAUUACGUUCAUUGAAUCAAUUUCUUCAAUCGGAGCAAGGCGCAAUAGUAAAACAACGUUUUAUUGAUGUUGGAACUCAGUUAAAAGAAUACGAAGAUGACUUAUAUGCGAAAUGGGUUGGAAAUUGCAUGAAAACACUAUCAAACUAUCUUAAACAAAGUUUACUAAUCGAUGUUGAACAACGACCAGAGUAUUUUCUUGACCAUCACAUUCAUGAUGUUCCAAGCCAUCGAUUGUCACUCUAUGCUGCAAAAAAAGACAUUCCACGUGUGUCCGUAUCGAGCAACAUCGCGCAGUCAUUAGGAAAUAAGCCGAAAUCUCACAAAGAAAUGUGUCAUCGCCUUCAGUAUGUCAACGAUACAUUAGGGACGAAGAAGAAAAUUGAACUAAAAUAUUUAAUAAACUACAAUGCUGACUUCAAAGAGUCUUUAAUCGAAUGUUACAAUUUAGAAAAACUUGGAUUUCUUUUACCAGAAUCGAUUCGUCAAACAACGUUACAAUACUCCAAAUUCGAACAAUUAUCAAAAGAACUUCGUUUAAUGCUUGAAGAUUACCAUUUAACACUUGCAUCGCUUGACACAAUUGAAGUUUCUCUUCUUCAGUCACAUCUUGAUCAACUACAAACCUCAAUCAAACCAGGAACGUCGAGAAUAUCUUUUGGGGAGAUAGGAACCAUUGAUUAUAUCAAAGAAUGCCGAAGCCGUUUAGAUCAAUUACAUUCCAUUCUUAAUCAAAGUCGAAAAAUUUCAUCGGACAUUCGCGAGCACUUGGACAGUUUUCGUUUGUGUAUAAUAGAUCCUGUUGUCCCACGCCAUGAAGACGGAAGUCUAUUGACUUGUCGAGAAUACUUCGGAUAUCUGGAAAGAAAACGAAAAGAGAUCAUUGCAAAUUUGAAGCGCCGCUUUGAAUUGAUCGGACCAAUACUAACCAAAAUCGAAUCAUUAGUCUUCGGUACCAAUACUGGCAAACAUAAGAACAUGCGCUCUUUUUACAUUUACUGGGAACAUGAAAUUUUCACAUCUCUUGUGGAACUAGUCAUUCGUAACCUUUGUCAAUUUUUCGAAAAUAUAUUUGGUGCUACGUCUCUAUUCACUGUCGAAGUUGUCCUUGCACCACCACGCAUAAAACUUCAACCAUCACUCGAAGAAAUCGUCAAUUCGAUCCGGCGGAGUGCUUAUGGCAUCAGUGAACUACCUAAGUACUUCACACGUUGGUUACAUGGCACUUGUAUAUCGUGCCCGUCAUUAUCCAUAUCAAACGAAGAGAUUGAAACACCGGAUUUUACUUUCUAUAACGAUGUUAGACAACAUGCUGAUGUUAUCUCAAUGUUGAAACCAAUUCGCGCUUAUGCUUCGGGAUUAGUCACUGCAAUCAAUCACAUACUAACCAAAUUAUUAGCCUACAACGAUCUGUGGAAAAACGAUAAGCAAAAAUUGAUCAGUCAAUUUAUUUCGAAAUCGCAUCAUUACUCCGACUAUGAUGAAAUGAUGAGUAUGUUUUCUAAAGUUGACCGAGUCUUUGAUCAUCAUCUUCACAAUCAAAAUCUCUAUUGCAUACAAUUAUCAUUGAAGCAAUUCUAUCAAGCAUUGAAAUACCACUGUCGAGGCUGGAUUCAUCUUUACGGUCAGCAUUUGUAUACAAAAAUGUCGACUAAACUCAAAGAAACAAAUGAUGUAUUGAAUAAUCUUUCGCAAGGUCUUCGUCACGAUGCUGACACAGUCCCUGAUUUAAAAUAUGUUUUGAAUAUAAUUGAUAGAGUCCAUCAGCAACAAGAAUCAAUUGAACAUACAAUCGAUGACAUUGAACAAUCCUAUCGAAUUUUACACGAAAAUCAGUUUGAAUAUCCUCAAUCGGAUUCGGUUCUCAUUCAAACACUGAAACCUCGUUUAAAAGACAUAGUUCAACAAUCGCAUGUCAUCCAACAUCGUCUAAAAUCGAUUCGUGAACGUUUUCGCGAAAUAAUUCAAUAUGAUGUUGAAUUCUUUCAACAAAUGAUCGAUAACCUCGUCCAGCGAUUCGAUCAGUUCGGUCCAUACACAAUAGAAAAUGAUCUUCAGCGAAGUUUCCAACUGACUCAACAAUAUCAAACUGAACUUCAUAAAAUUGAACAGCGAAAAAUCGAUUUGAUCAAUGUGAUGAAACUUUUUCAUAUAUCAUUGCUAAAUCACCCACAACUGACGCGUUUGCACCAAGAAAUCAAUAAUCUGCACAUUCUACUCAACCUUUACAAUGAUUUCAAACACAAUGAAAAACUUUGGGCUAAUAUCCUCUGGUCCGAACUGGAUAUCAGCCAACUGAUUGUCAAUGUCGAUUCAUUCGUCAAAGCUUUUCGACGUUUACCAUCGGAAAUCAAAUCCACAAAUGUUGGCCGUGCGGUAGAAAGAUACUUCAUAAAUUUUCGGUCAUCACUUCCUAUCAUGCUUGAUUUAAAACACGAAGCAUUACGAGAACGUCAUUGGCAACAAAUCAUUCGCGAAACCAAUGUAGAAAUCGAUUUAACUAGCAAUGUUCUUACCUUGGAUAAUAUCUUUCAAAUGAAUUUACAUCAAUAUCAAGAAAUCAUUCAAAACAUUCUCCAAACUUCCAUCAAAGAAUUACAAAUUGAGAAGAAUCUCAAAGAUAUCGAACAACAAUGGAAUAACAUGCGUUUUCAAAUCCAGAAACACACGCGUAAUACGUCGAAUGUCAGUGCACACCAAGAUCGUGGUUUCUUGAUCUCGGGAGUGAAUGAAAUUCUUCAAGCACUGGAAGAUUCCAUACUACUUCUCAACGGUAUAACAAUGUCGCGUUUCGUCGGAAUUUAUCUUUCACAAGUCGAACAAUGGAUUCGUGUUCUCUCUUUGAUCUCCGACGUGAUCAAAAUUUGGACUGUCGUCCAGCAAAAAUGGAUGUAUCUAGAAAAUAUAUUCAUCGGCUCGAGUUUACAGUUUGAGACUUCAAGAAAUUCACUAGUGAAAGAUGCCUGCACUCAUCCCGGUCGAUACGACGAACUCAAAUCAGUUUUAUCUUUAACUGAAAAGAUUCAGAAAAGUUUACAUGAAUAUCUCGGCACCAAACGACAAUCAUUUCCUCGAUUUUACUUCAUUUCUGACGAUGAACUUCUCUCCAUAAUCGGAUCAUCGAACUCGGAGGACAUUCAAGGAUAUUUGCAAAAAAUGUUUGAUAACAUCGCUGCAUUGAAUUUCAUUCAACAAGAGAACGAGUUAUCUCAAGAAGAAGAACAUCAUCGAACGAUGAUUUAUGUGAUAGGAAUGGUCUCAAUGGAGAGAGAAGAAAUGAAAUUCGUUAAUCCAGUUGAGUGUCACGGAAAAGUUGAAGUGUGGAUGUCAAAUAUCGAGAAAGAAAUGAAAUAUUCGAAUCGUUCUAUAACGAAAGAUGCUACCUUUUAUUACCGAUUCAAACAAAAUCGUUUGGAAUGGAUGAGACAAUAUAUUGGAAUGGUCGUGUUAGCAGUAAAUCAAUUGUGGAGUACGUGGGAAAUCGAAGAUCAAUUCAAUAAAAUGACAGAACAUAAUCAACGUUCUGCAAUGAAGUUCUACGUGAAACAGUUGAAUGUUCAGAUUGAAGAAAUUGUUUUUGAAAUGCGAAAAUCUCUAACAUCAAACGAGUAUAAUAAAUAUGAAACGGUGCUUACUAUUGAUGUGCACACUCGUGAUAUGGUUGAUGUUUUAAUUCGUGAUGGAAUUAACGAACCUCAUGAUUUUGCAUGGCAAAGUCAAUUGCGGUUUUAUUGGUUGCUGAAAGAAGAUAAUCUUUACUUGGAGCAAUGCAACGGAAAAUUUCCCUAUGGUUAUGAAUACAUGGGUUUGAAUGGUCGCCUUGUUAUAACACCACUGACAGACCGAAUCUACUUGACGAUUACUCAAGCUUUAUCGAUGUUUCUUGGAUGUGCACCAGCUGGACCAGCAGGAACGGGUAAAACAGAAUCUGUGAAGGAUUUGGCAAAAGCCAUGGGUCUUCUCUGCGUUGUGACCAAUUGUGGCGAAGGAAUGGAUUAUCAAGCAAUCGGCAAGAAUUUGAAUGGUUUAUGCCAGACGGGCGCUUGGGGUUGUUUCGAUGAAUUCAAUCGUAUUGAAGCAUCAGUGCUAAGUGUUAUAUCGACUCAAGUUAAAACCAUUCAACAAGCACUUUUCUUGCGACAAUCAGAGUUUCUUUUCGAGUAUCACUAUAUUCAUCUGCAUUCGACUGUGGGAAUAUUCGUUACCAUGAAUCCUGGCUAUGCUGGACGAACAGAAUUGCCCGAAUCAGUCAAAACCCUCUUUCGGCCGGUUGUCGUCGUUGUACCUGAUAUGCAAUACAUCGGAGAAAUCAAGCUAUUCGCUAAUGGUUUUCUCAGUGCAAGAUUAUUAGCCAAGAAAAUGGUUACAUUGUAUCGUUAUGCAUCAGAAUUGAUUAGUAAACAAUAUCAUUAUGAUUGGGGUUUACGAAGUUUCAAAGCUGUUCUAUCAAUGGCUGGUUAUCUGAAACGUACAACCAUGAGAUAUGAUCGCGAAGAAAUUGUUCUUUUGAGAGCUUUGCAAGAUAUGAAUGUACCAAAGUUUAUUUCUGAUGAUGUCACUCUAUUUCACGCGUUACUGAACGAUCUAUUUCCUAAUAUUCAUUGUCCAGAGAUACACUAUGAAGAUUUCAAUCGAAUUAUUGAAACUACACUAGCCGAUCAAAGUUACAGUCUAAUUUCGGGACAAAUCGAUAAGAUUAUUCAGCUGUACAAAACAAUGAUGACACGGCAUUCGACGAUGUUAGUGGGACCAACGAGCGGAGGAAAAACAGUCAUACUGAACAUAUUAGCGAAAGCACAAACUCAAAUGGGAAUAAAAACAAGUCUAUACACGCUUAACCCAAAAGCAGUUAACGUGAUUGAAUUGUACGGAAUACUCGAUCCAUUAACACACGAAUGGUCCGACGGUAUUGUUUCACUACUCUUCCGAAUGAUCAAUCAGUCAACAACGCGAAAUGAAAGGCGCUGUAUCGUAUUUGAUGGUGAUGUGGAUGCACUCUGGAUUGAAAAUAUGAAUUCUGUCAUGGAUGAUAAUAAACUAUUGACAUUAGCCAAUGGUGAACGUAUCCGUUUGCAAGAUCAUUGCUCCCUGUUGUUUGAAGUUGGCGAUUUAAAAUAUGCAUCACCAGCUACUAUUUCUCGUUGUGGAAUGAUUUACGUCGAUCCGGAAAAUCUAGGACUCGCUCCAGUAUGGAAACGAUGGUUGAAUAGGAAUUUCACGGAUCGGUCAAAUGAGAAGCAUCAAUUAGAAUUACUCUAUGAUCGAUACGUCCAAAAUCUGAUCAAUCUGAUUUAUCAAGGUGUAACCGAUACGGAACGAAGACCAAGAAUGAAAAUGAUUGUCCCGCUAACUCCAGUAAAUAUUAUCGUACAAUUAACAAAGCUACUCGACUUCUUGUUUCUGUCAUUGAUGAACAAUGAGAAGAAAAAUCAGAUACAGCUAACAGCGGAUGUCAUUCAUGCAAUUUUUCUUCAAGCUAUGAUCUGGUCGUUUGGUGCUUGCUUGAAACAAGAAGAUCGAAUCAUUGUCGAUGAUUUUAUCAAAUACCUCUCCGGCCUUCCAACUGCAACCGUUGGUGCGAAAGCAAAACCAAAUCAGAUGCCACAUGAGAAACCGCUACUCUUUGAUCAUGUGUUCCAAAUGGAAUUGAAUCAGUGGCAAAUUUGGGAUGAUCUCAUUCCAAAAUAUGAGCAUGACCGAUCACAGCGAUUCACAGAAUUGUUUGUUCCUACUGUCGAUACAGUUCGUUUAGAAUGGUUACUUCAGUCGAUGAUCUGCAUUCACCAUCCUGUACUAUUCGUCGGUGAUACUGGAUCUAGUAAAACCGCGACUAUUCUGUCGUAUCUACGUCGUUUCGUUAGUCAAUAUAUGAAUUUGAAAUUGAAUUUUUCCUUUCGAACGAAGUCAAUUGACGUACAGCGUUCAAUCGAAAGUCAUUUAGAAAAACGUUCGAAAGAUACGUAUGGACCGUCAGCCGGAACGAAACUAAUCGUCUUUCUUGACGAUGUUUCAAUGCCAAAAAUUGAUCAGUACGGCACUCAGCAAGCCAUCGCUUUCUUGAAGCUAUUGAUCGAAAAACAGGGGAUGUACGAACGAAGCGACGAGUUGAAUUGGAAAUUUACCACCGAUAUCGAGUGGAUUGUAGCGAUGGACACUCCGAGUGGAAGUAGUAAUCACCUCGACCCUCGUUUUCUUAGUCACUUUAGCGUUUUCUAUAUUCCAUCACCAUCACAUGAAUCUCUCUUUCGUAUAUUUUCUACAAUCUUACAGAAUCAUGUCGUAACAUUCUGUUCGGAUAUCCAAGACAUGAUCUCAAGUAUGAUCAAUGCUACAUUAAAAAUUUACAAUCAUGUUGUGCGGCUAUUUGUUCCAACACCGUUGAAAUCGCAUUAUAUCUUUUCAUUACGGGAUCUCAGUCGAACUGUUCAAAGUCUUCUCCAAACAACUCCCGAGCGAUUCAAUACAAAAGAACGAUUUGUUCGUGUUUGGAUCCACGAAUGUAUUCGAGUCUUUUCCGAUCGUUUCAAUGAUGUUAAGGAUCAUGAAUUAUUCAUGAAAAUCCUGGAAGAAAAUUGCUUGAUCAAAGAUCAAAAGAACUAUCUAUUCCGUAGUCCUAUUCUUUAUGCUGACUAUCGAACAGCUUUGCACGAUGGUGAACCGAAGAUCUAUGAAGACCUUCAAGAUUAUCCAGCCAUACGCGCAAUAUUUGAUGAAAUCGUCGUCGAAUAUAAAGACCAGUACGGUAAUAUCGAUGUCGUUCUAUUCAAUGAUGCAUUAGCGCACAUCACGCGCAUCUACCGAGUGCUUCGGUUAGAUCGCGGACAUUUGUUAUUGAUUGGCACGGGAGGUUCGGGAAAGAAGCUAUUGGCCAAAAUUGCCGCUUUCGUAGCCAAAUAUGUGAUCUUUGAAAUUCAACUAACGAGAAACUAUAAUGAAUCGAGCUUUCGAGAAGAUAUGAAAGUGUUGUUUAGCCAAGUUGGUUUGAAAAAUAUUCCAACCGUCUUUCUCCUAGCGGAUGCUCAAAUUGUCGACGAAAGCUUUUUGGAGUAUAUAAAUAACAUUCUAGCUAACGGAAUGAUACCUACUCUGUUCAGCGACGAAGAAAGAGAUAAUAUUAUUAGUGAAAUUCGUGAAGAGGCAUUGAGAACUGUUCAAAUGCCAUCGAAUGAAAAUGUUUGGGAUUAUUUUGUUGAUAAAUGCACAUGGAAUUUACAUGUUGUUCUAUGUAUGAAUCCAAGUGGAGAUCUCCUGCGUAAUCGAAUUCGAAACUUUCCGGCAUUGAUUAAUAAUACGACUAUCGAUUAUUUUGCUCGUUGGCCUUCGCAGGCUUUAUUUGCUGUAGCUGAACACUUUAUCUCUCGAUUUCAAGCGAUUUCGGAUGGAUUAAAAACGCAGAUUAUUGAACAUAUGGCCAUGGUUCAUGAAUCAGCUAAUUUCUAUUGUGAUUUAUAUGUCGAAAAGAUGCAUCGAAGUGCUUAUGCCACUCCGAAGAACUAUCUCGACUUUAUCCGAACAUUUCUUCAGCUCUAUCGACAAAAAUUUGAAGAUUUAAUUAAACAGACAGAACGGUUAAAUAUCGGCAUUGUCCGUAUUGAUGAAGCGAGCGUUCUCAUUGAAGAGAUGGACAAAAAACUUGAAAAACAGCGUAAAGAACUCGCUAUAAAAGCGAAAAAAUGUGAUGAUCUACUCGAAGAAAUAACUAAUCUUACCGCUAAGCAAACUGAACGAAAAAGUCGAGCUUUAGAGAAGAAGCAGGUAGUCGAUGAACAAAUGAUCAUAAUUGCGAAAGAAAAGCAUGAAGCCGAAGAGCAGUUAGAAGAAACAAUGCCGGCAUUACUCGAAGCUCAACAAGGUCUCGAUACACUCAAAGCAGCGGACAUAACUGAAAUGCGUAGUUUCGUGAAUCCAGUGGAUGCAUUGCGAUUGAUCGGGUACUGCAUGCUGAUCUACUUGGGUCACUCAUCGAUCAGUUGGAAAGACGUUCGAGCAGUAAUGGCUGAUAUGAAGUUCAUCACCAAUUUAAAGACCCACGAUCCUGAUUCAUUUACCUCGAAACAAGCAACUCAAUUGAAAAUUCAUCUGAAAAAACUGGAAGAAAAGCUCGAUUCCAAUCAUCUCUAUUCUUCAUUGGAAAAAUCCGAUCGCGAAAUGAAAUUGUUAACUCUAAUGACAAAUGUGAGCCGUGUUGGCGGUGGCCUUUUGAAGUUUCUUCUUGCUGUUGACAACUACAUGGAUAAAUAUCGUGAGACCAAACCGAAAAAGGAUCGUCUACUAUCGAUCGAAAGUGAUUAUGAAACGAAUCUUUUGGAGCUCAACCGUUUAGAAUCGAGUAUCGAGAAAUAUACAACCCUGUUAAACGAUUCUCAUAAACGAUUCGAUACCGCUAUGGAAGACAAAAUCAAAUUUCAAGAAGAGACCGACAUUGCUACCCGUCGACGUACCGCUGCCGAUAAGUUGUUGACCGGCUUUAAAAGCGAAAUAUCACGAUGGACGAAUGAGUUACAACAGAUAAAAGAAUACGAAUAUGAAUUGAUUGGAAAUUGCUUACUAUCAAGUGCAUUUCUUGCCUAUUGCAGUCCAUUUACAUAUGAGAUUCGCCAAGAAUUAAUCUAUAAUCAAUGGGAAAAGAGUUUAAUUGAAAAGAAGAUUCUUUUUAGUGACAAAUUUCAAGUGCAGAAUUUUCUUUCGACCAAUGUUCAAAUUUCCGAAUGGAUUUCUCAAGGAUUACCUGCUGAUGAGUUCUCUAUACAGAAUGGAAUCUUGACCUUACAAACCAAUCGGUUUCCUUACUGCAUAGAUCCUCAAUUACAAGGCCUGUCAUGGAUUAAACAACGAGAAAAGAAAGCGAAUUUGAAAAUCUUAUCAAUGAAAGACCGAGAUUUUCUCAAACAUCUAGAAUUAGCAGUAAAAUAUGGAUACCCAGUACUUUUCAAAGAUGUUGAUGAGUACAUCGAUCCGAUUAUCUUGGAUAUUCUAUCGAAAAAUGUUCAAGGUGAUUCCAAUCAUCAGUUCGUUAAAUUAGGUGACAAGCAAAUUGAUAUUGAUCGAAAUUUUCGCAUGUAUUUAACUUGUCGUUUAUCGAAUCCUCACUUGACUACACUUCACUUUUCCUAUUCGAAAGUUAUAAAUUAUACAGUGACAUUGAAAGGUUUAGAAGAACAGUUAUUAUCUUCUCUGGUGAAAAUUGAACGACGCGAAUUGGAAGAAAUGCGCGACUCAUUAAUCCAGGAAAUUUUUGAAAAUAAACAACAACAAAAAACUCUCGAAGACUCACUCUUGAGAGAAUUAACAACAACAACAGGAAACAUUUUGGACAACACAGAGUUAGUCGAAACAUUGGAAAAUACAAAGACAAAAGUCAAAGAAGUUAUUCAAGCAUUGAGUCUAGGCGAACGAACUCGAUUCGAUAUUGAAAAUCUACGCGAUACGUACAGACCAGCUGCCCGACGUGGUGCCGUACUUUACUUUUCCUUAAUCCAAAUGUCGACGAUAAAUCCUAUGUAUCAAUAUUCUCUCAAUUCGUUUCUGUCUGUUUUCGAAUACAGUGUCAGAACUUCACAAGCGAACGUGAAAUUGGAUAAACGUUUGCAAUCGAUCAUUAAUACAUUAACUUAUCAGAUCUACUGUUACGGUACAACAGGAACGUUUGAAAAACAUAAACUACUCUAUUCGUUUCUGUUGACCACGCAAAUCGAAUUCGAUCAACAGCGACUAACUUCCCAUCAAAUCGAUUUUUUUCUUAAAGGAAAUGUAUCAUUAGAUAAGCCGUCAACGCCCUUAGUAGACUGGUUAACUCUUGAUGCCUAUCAUCAUUGCUCAUACCUAUCGAAACAUUUCCCGGACAAGUUUCAUGAGUUACUGAAUGACAUUCAAGAAAAAUCCGACGAAUGGAAACAUUGGUACGAACAUGAUCGACCGGAAGCAUUUUCCUUUCCAAAACCAUUCGAUGAUAACUUAACAGAUUUCGAAAAGUUAAUGUUGCUGCGAUGUUUCGUUCCGAAUCGAAUUAUCUUCGCAAUUAAUAACUACAUUACGAAAGUCAUGGGACAGAAAUACAUUAUUCCACCGACGAUUUAUUUUGACGCGAUUUUCGAUCAGUCAACCGCACAAAUACCGAUAAUAUUCGUCCUCUCGCCAGGCUCAGAUCCUACAAAUGACAUACAAAAAUUAUCGGAACGAAAAACUCAACUACGAAAGAUUACCAUUGAACAUGGAAACAGCAGCAACAGCAUGGAAGAACAGAGAUCGUUAAGAAUAUUAGCCAUGGGACAGGGACAGGAGAAAUUGACAUUACAGGCUUUACAUACCGCACAGUAUCAAGGAACUUGGCUCUUAUUGCAAAAUUGUCAUUUACUUCUGUCGUUUUUGAAUGAAUUAGAGAGAGAAUUGGAGAUUGCCACAAAGCCACAUCCUGAUUUUCGUCUGUGGAUGACUACUGAACCCAUUGAACGAUUUCCCAUUGGCCUUCUUCAAAAAUCCUACAAGGUAGUCAUCGAACCACCUUCGACUUUGAAAUUGAAUCUUCGUUCUACAUUUGCGAAUCUAAAUAUACAAACGCUUUCUGAAUCCGAUCAUCCAGCAUAUCCGCCUCUGAUAUUCGUUCUCGCCUUCUUCCAUGCUGUCAUACUUGAUCGCAGAAAAUACGAGAAAAUUGGCUGGUCAUGUACUUACGACUUCAACGAAUCGGACUUUCGUGUGUCCGUAGAUAUUCUCAAGGCUUAUCUUAACAUGAGCUUAGAACACGGCCGUCUGGAUAUUCCAUGGCCAACACUACGGUAUUUGAUUGGUGAAGUGAUGUAUGGCGGUCGUGUAAUUGAUUCGUAUGAUCGUCGUCUUAUUCAUACUUAUAUGAAGGAAUUUUUUGGUGAUUUCGUUUUCGAUCAUAUUCAACCAUUUCAUUUCUUUCGUGAUACGAGUUCUUCAGAGAAAUAUGAUUAUUUCGUUCCUGAAAUACGAGAUUUUCUUUCGGCAAAACAACGAUGGUUAUUAAAGCAAGCGAAUCUGUCUGUUGAACCACAAAUCGAAUAUAAUUUUGAAAAGUUCCUCCCAGCAAAAGUAUCGAAUCUUCUCCAUCGUAGCCAACAUCAAUUCGAACAUACACAAAUCGACUAUAAAUCAUUCUCAAAAAAUGUUCUUUUCAAUCAGUUCUUCCACUAUUCGGUCUUUCGCGAUUUCUACCAAGCAUACGUCGAUCAGUUGCCACUCUACAAUCCACCCGAUGUACUUGGAUUGCAUAGCAAUGCUGAAAUCAAUUAUCUUACUAAAGUAGCCAAUGAAAUCUAUGCUAACAUGAUUCUUAUCCAGCCCGAGCAAAAUGAAAUCCAGAAUAGUUCAAGUCGAGAUCAAUUUGUUCUAUCUUUGAUCGAUGAUAUCCUUCGACAAAUCCCCCCGAAAAAAGAUCUCCACUUUCUCAAACAAAAAUUUCAACAACGAUCAACACCAUUAACAACCGUUCUCUUUCAAGAAAUUCAACGAUACAAUUAUCUCACGUCGAUCAUGUGGAAAUCGAUGAAUGACCUAAAACAAGCGUUGAACGGUCAAAUUAGUUUUUCAAUUCAACUCGAUGAAAUCAACAAAUAUCUCUAUCAUGGACAAAUACCACUUUCAUGGAGAUCGUAUGCACCACAAACGAAAAAAUCACUAGCGAACUGGAUGGAACUCUUUCGACAACGAAAUUUACAAUACGAAAAAUGGAUCUAUGAUGGUGAAUUAAAAAUCGUCAAUUUAAGUCGAUUACAUGUACCUGAAUCGUAUUUAGCUGCGAUUGUUCAGAUUGCUGCACGAAAGAAUCAAUGGCCAUUGGAUCGAGCAAGGUUCGACACUAAUGUAACCAAUUGGCAAACGAUCGAUGAUAUCGAUGAAUCAACUCAAGGUAUAUGCUUACUCGAAGGUUUAUAUCUCGAAGGUGCACGAUGGGAUCGAGAGAACUAUUGUUUAAUUGAGCAAUUAAACAAGCAACUAAUUCAAGUGAUGCCUUUAAUAAAAAUCAUGCCCAGUGAAACGCAUCGCGUGAAUCUAAAUAAUUCUCUUGCUACACCAGUUUAUGUCACAAGUGACCGCCGGAAUGCUAUGGGAAUUGGAUUGGUCUUCGAAGCGAGUCUUCCAACGAAGAAAGAUCCUUCACAUUGGAUAUUAAAUGGUGUAUGUUUACUAUUAAAUACAGACUGA